Molecule: messenger RNA, 336 nt
Organism: Anisakis simplex (herring worm)
Lineage: Eukaryota; Metazoa; Nematoda; Chromadorea; Rhabditida; Anisakidae
Source: the annotation of a GenBank genome assembly
AUGGAUGGUGACGCCGUAUUACAGGAUAUCAUUUUACCUGAGCUGAAUGAUACCAAUGAGAGGCAUUCAACUGGUUUUGUGCAUUCGGGUACACUUAAUCGGCUUCGAGAUGACCCGCAAGCAAAUCGACGAUACGCUGAUGAUGCGUCAGUUUUCCUUGAAGAGAUACGGGAAGAUGGGUCGUCGUCGUCAUCCAGUGGAAAGCGCGCUCAUCUGCCAACAAUUAUUUUAAUUGCAGUUAGCGUUAUCGCUUUAGUAACUGUGUUCACGAUAAGUGAGUUUAAUUCGCUGGAAUCUCAACGGAUUUGUUAUAUUCAAGUAUCCGUAUCCCUUUGA